Epinephelus lanceolatus (giant grouper) is the source of this 2868-nucleotide messenger RNA. It is a transcript of the gene usp46, whose product is annotated as ubiquitin specific peptidase 46. Gene Ontology annotation, cellular component: nucleus; cytosol. Gene Ontology annotation, molecular function: cysteine-type deubiquitinase activity. Gene Ontology annotation, biological process: protein deubiquitination. Lineage: Eukaryota; Metazoa; Chordata; Actinopteri; Perciformes; Serranidae. The record is from RefSeq and is a predicted model, not a curated record.
AGUGAAUGUGAACCAAUCAGCUGUGGAGUUCAGGUCAUGUGGGCGGGGCUACGGCGCUUCCUCACACAUCACGCUUGUUUCCUGGUCGUUGCUAACAACCUGCUGCCUGCAACUUCGCCUGUCCACUGUCCCCUCAUGCAUCGGCGCCUUCCAGCUGUGGUGUUUUCGGGAUGUGUGUGAGGAUGAAGCCGUGUCGACUGUGAGUGCGGUGUGACUCUCAGCUCCGUGCAGGCUGCAUGGUGCUCCGUGUCUCUCUGCCUGCUCUCUGACGCUUGGGGUUUGCAGUCUGGCCUCCAGCCGCGGCUGCGAAUUAACUUCAUUUCUCAGCGUCGCCCUUUGCUCUGAAAUCAUGUUUAUUUUAUAAAGAUGGCGGUGAGGGGGACACUGUGAACUAAAUGACUGUCAGAAACAUCGCCUCCAUUUGUAAUAUGGGCACCAAUGCCUCUGCUCUGGAGAAAGACAUCGGCCCGGAGCAAUUCCCAAUCAAUGAACACUACUUUGGAUUGGUCAACUUUGGAAACACAUGUUACUGUAACUCAGUGCUCCAGGCUCUCUACUUCUGCCGGCCUUUCCGGGAGAACGUGCUUGCUUACAAAGCCCAGCAGAAGAAGAAGGAGAACCUGCUCACAUGCCUGGCUGACCUCUUCCACUCCAUUGCAACACAGAAAAAGAAAGUGGGCGUCAUCCCGCCCAAGAAGUUCAUUUCCCGCUUAAGGAAAGAAAACGAUCUGUUCGACAACUACAUGCAACAGGAUGCCCACGAAUUCCUCAACUACCUGCUGAACACGGUGGCCGACAUCCUGCAAGAGGAAAAAAAGCAGGAAAAGCAGAACGGGCGCCUUAAGAACAACGGCACUGCUGUCACCACGGAGACCGAGACAGAGAACAAGACAGAGCCCACAUGGGUUCACGAUAUCUUCCAGGGCACACUGACCAAUGAGACACGCUGCCUCAACUGUGAAACGGUGAGCAGCAAAGAUGAAGAUUUUCUGGAUCUUUCUGUGGAUGUGGAGCAAAACACAUCAAUAACACACUGUCUCAGGGACUUCAGCAACACAGAGACUUUGUGCAGUGAAUACAAAUACUACUGUGAGACAUGCUGCAGCAAGCAGGAAGCACAGAAGCGGAUGCGUGUGAAGAAGCUUCCUAUGAUCCUGGCACUACACCUGAAGAGGUUCAAGUACAUGGAGCAGCUGCACCGCUACACCAAGCUGUCCUAUCGGGUGGUUUUCCCCCUUGAACUCCGCCUGUUCAACACGUCUGGGGAUGCAGUCAACCUGGAUCGCAUGUACGAUCUAGUGGCGGUGGUGGUUCACUGUGGCAGUGGCCCAAAUAGAGGUCAUUACAUCACCAUAGUGAAGAGUCACGGCUUCUGGCUGCUGUUUGAUGAUGACAUUGUGGAGAAAAUUGAUGCCCAGGCCAUCGAGGAGUUUUACGGGCUUACCUCAGACAUCUCCAAGAACUCUGAGUCAGGAUACAUCCUCUUCUACCAGUCCAGGGAGUGACUGGAGCUGCAUCAGUGACACAGGAGAUGACUGAAUAGGAUGAGACCUUUUUUUUUUUUUUUUUUUUUUGUACCUUCAGCCUAACAGACCCAGACUCCAGCCGUCUCCAUCCCAUCCUGUUCCCAUUCUCCAAGUCAGACCUCUCUGAUGUUCGUGCGUGCCAAUCCUCUGUCCCAACCCCAACCUCCGGGUUAACCUGUGCUUCAUCUUCUUCUUCUUUCUCUCUCUCUGUGUAAUUUGCGUCUUGCCUUUUAGUCACCUGCAUCUGGACUGCACUUUAAAACAAAAGCAAAAAUGCUCAACAGCAUGUCGGAAACAAAAAAGGAGCGUUCAUUCACACCGAGCGCCUCAGGCUUGGUGUGUAGACUGGUGGGAGAAGCCUGCAGAGGUGAUUCUCUACGUGGUGCACAUACAGACUGUUGUCUAAAAUUGUACUAUAUCAUUUAUAUGUAUAUAAGGUCUUCUUCCGUGAUGUGUCACCCCCUGUUAACUCCUUUCAUUAGGGCUAUUUUCCUCAUCAUCACUGUCCAGUCCUUUGUUCAUGUCCCUGGUGGAUGCAUGAGACUUAUAUGAAGUUGGAGACAGACACUGUAUAAUACGCAUAGAGAGGUUUCAUGCAUUUUCAGUGGUUUUGAAGCAAUAUCUGAGCAUUAAUGAGAGAGCUCACAAGCUGAAAACUACCUAAACUUCAACAGUUGACAGUGUGUAGAGGUUGUGUUGUCCCACAGAGAAUCACUCUGUGAGCUGCUGUCUGUCUGAUGUGACAACUCGGUGUCUGUCUAACCACAUAUGAUCAACACUUAACCCAACUGAGCCAAAUGCUCCAACACUACACGUGAAAGGAAAUCCUGUUUUCUCUGGAUCUCCAUUCAAAUCAGCCGAAUCUUUAUAAUUUUUUAUUCUGAUCAAAAACCCAUAUUUAUUGUACUUAACAUAUUUAUUACUGUUAUUUGUAAUGCAGACUGGUCAAUAAUGAAGGUGUGUGUGUGUAAUAUGGCUCUUCUUAGAGCUCUGUAUGUGAGGGUACUUGUGUCGAGGCUCGCAGUGUGAAGGAUAUAGUGUAUGUGAUACACGACUUAAGAGUACAGCUGAAAGAAAACUGGUUUUAAUUUUGUCAGUUGCAUGUUAAAGGUCCAGUGUGUAGGAUUUAGGGGGAUAUAUCAGCAGAAAUGGAAUAUAACAUAUAACAAGUAUGUUUUCUUUCAUGUGUAAUUUCCUGCAGAUAAGAAUUUUUCGUUAACUUAGAAUCAGCCAAUUACAUACGGACUGGGUCCUUGUCCCAGGAGUGUGCCAUGUUGCACUGCCAUGUUUCUGCAGUAGCCCAAAACAGAUGAAACAAACACUGCCUCUAGAUAGGGCCAUU